Oryza brachyantha (malo sina) is the source of this 2694-nucleotide messenger RNA. RefSeq names its product endoplasmin homolog. Lineage: Eukaryota; Viridiplantae; Streptophyta; Magnoliopsida; Poales; Poaceae. The coding region runs from base 75 to 2507 and encodes 810 amino acids. Gene Ontology annotation, molecular function: ATP binding; ATP-dependent protein folding chaperone; ATP hydrolysis activity. The record is from RefSeq and is a predicted model, not a curated record. Gene Ontology annotation, biological process: protein folding. The transcript has 15 exons.
UUAGAACGCGACGAACUCCCUCGUCUCGCCUCCACUUGUGCUGCGGAUUCGAGUGAAGCGGGGGGCAGGGCACGAUGCGCAAGUGGGCGCUCGCCUCCGCGCUUCUCCUCCUCUUCCUCCUCACCACUCUCCCCGAUCCAGCUAAGAAGCUCCAAGUCAAUGCUGAUGACAGCGCUGAUGAGUUAGUCGACCCGCCCAAGGUAGAGGAGAGGAUUGGUGCCGUUCCCCAUGGCCUGUCUACCGACUCUGAGGUUGCUCAAAGGGAGGCUGAGUCGAUCUCGAGGAAGACCCUCAGGAGCUCGGCGGAGAAGUUUGAGUUCCAGGCUGAGGUGUCCAGACUCAUGGAUAUCAUCAUCAACUCACUCUACAGCAACAAGGACAUUUUCCUGAGGGAGCUCAUAUCCAAUGCUUCGGAUGCAUUGGACAAGAUUAGGUUCCUAGCUCUCACUGAUAAGGAGGUUUUGGGUGAAGGUGACACUGCUAAACUUGAAAUCCAGAUUAAGUUGGAUAAGGAGAAGAAGAUCCUCUCUAUUCGUGAUAGGGGUAUUGGUAUGACCAAGGAAGAUCUUAUUAAGAACCUUGGGACCAUUGCAAAAUCUGGAACAUCAGCUUUUGUGGAAAAGAUGCAGACCAGCGGUGACCUCAAUCUCAUUGGGCAAUUCGGUGUUGGCUUCUAUUCAGUAUACUUGGUUGCUGACUAUGUUGAAGUGAUCAGCAAGCACAACGAUGACAAACAACACGUGUGGGAGUCCAAAGCUGAUGGAUCAUUCGCUAUCUCUGAGGAUACAUGGAAUGAACCCCUGGGCCGUGGAACUGAGAUAAGAUUGCACCUCAGAGAUGAAGCCAAGGAGUACUUGGAAGAAGACAAGCUAAAGGACUUGGUGAAGAAAUACUCUGAGUUCAUCAAUUUCCCCAUUUACCUGUGGGCAACCAAGGAGAUUGAUGUUGAAGUGCCAGCUGAUGAGGAUGAAUCAAGUGAGUCCAGUGAAGAAGAGGAAUCAUCCCCUGAGUCUACUGAGGAAGAAGAGACAGAAGAGAGUGAAGAGAAGAAGCCCAAGACAAAGACAGUAAAGGAAACCACUACUGAGUGGGAGCUUCUGAAUGAUGUGAAGGCUAUCUGGCUUCGUAGCCCCAAGGAGGUUACUGAAGAAGAAUACUCAAAGUUCUAUCACUCACUUGCUAAGGACUUCGGUGAUGACAAGCCCAUGUCUUGGAGCCACUUCAUUGCUGAGGGGGAUGUUGAAUUCAAAGCUUUGCUCUUUGUUCCUCCCAAGGCUCCACAUGAUCUCUAUGAGAGUUACUACAACUCUAACAAGUCAAACCUUAAGUUGUAUGUUAGAAGGGUCUUCAUCUCUGAUGAAUUUGAUGAGCUUCUUCCAAAGUAUCUUAGCUUUUUGAAGGGCCUUGUUGACUCAGACACACUGCCUCUCAAUGUGUCCCGAGAAAUGCUCCAACAACAUAGCAGUCUGAAGACCAUCAAGAAGAAACUAAUCCGCAAAGCUCUUGACAUGAUUAGAAAACUUGCUGAGGAAGAUCCUGAUGAGUACAGCAACAAAGAUAAGACAGAUGAAGAAAAGAGUGCGAUGGAGGAGAAAAAGGGGCAAUAUGCCAAGUUCUGGAAUGAGUUUGGAAAAUCAAUCAAGCUUGGGAUCAUUGAAGAUGCAACUAACAGGAACCGUCUUGCAAAGCUUCUGAGAUUUGAAACUACCAAGUCGGAGGGAAAACUUGCCUCUCUUGAUGAGUACAUUUCAAGGAUGAAACCAGGGCAGAAGGACAUCUUUUACAUUACAGGAAGCAGCAAGGAACAACUGGAGAAAUCUCCAUUCCUUGAGAGGCUAACCAAAAAGAACUAUGAGGUUAUUUUCUUCACUGACCCUGUUGACGAGUACUUGAUGCAAUACCUCAUGGACUACGAGGACAAGAAGUUCCAGAACGUUUCCAAGGAGGGUCUCAAGCUCGGCAAGGACUCCAAGCUGAAGGACCUCAAGGAAUCUUUCAAGGAGCUAACCGACUGGUGGAAGAAGGCUCUUGACAGUGAGAACGUCGAUUCCGUGAAGAUCAGCAACCGGCUGCACGACACCCCCUGUGUGGUGGUGACAUCCAAGUACGGGUGGAGCGCCAACAUGGAGAAGAUCAUGCAGUCGCAGACCCUCUCGGAUGCCAGCAAGCAGGCAUACAUGCGCGGCAAGAGGGUUCUUGAGAUCAAUCCGAGGCAUCCCAUCAUCAAGGAACUCCGCGACAAGGUCGCCGAGGACAACGAGAGUGAGAGCUUGAAGCAGACGGCGAAGCUCGUCUACCAGACGGCCCUCAUGGAGAGUGGCUUCAACCUUCCUGACCCCAAGGACUUCGCCUCCAGCAUCUACAAGUCGGUGCAGAAGAGCCUGGACCUGAGCCCCGAUGCCACCGUGGAGGAGGAAGAGGAGGUCGAGGAGCCAGAGGUUGAAGAGAAGGAAACCAUCAAAGAGGAGACGGAGCCGUCGUCGCAGUAUGACAAGGACGAGCUGUAGAAGUGAUGAUAUCUCUUAGCUGCCAAACUGUUGUUUUAUCUAGCUCCUCCUGUUUAGGUGUUCAAAAAAUGUGAUGGGUUUUGAGGGACGUCCAUUUUUCCAUGCGAAAAUGCAUACCAUGAUACGAGGAUUUUGUCAUGUACGUAGUUUGAUACUAGUUUAAAUUAAUGGCUGUCUAAUUCCGAUC